Malania oleifera is the source of this 1394-nucleotide messenger RNA. Its product is annotated as transcription initiation factor TFIID subunit 14b. Lineage: Eukaryota; Viridiplantae; Streptophyta; Magnoliopsida; Santalales; Ximeniaceae. The record is from RefSeq and is a predicted model, not a curated record. Gene Ontology annotation, biological process: regulation of DNA-templated transcription.
AUCUUGGUUGAUAAAAAGUAGGAAUUCAAACAAAACCAAAAUCUUUACAUACAAGUCACACAAAGAAACCAUACGUCGACCAAUAGAUAUCGAAUAUCGACAAACAACAUUGGAAAAUUUUUGACUACGUCGAGCAUGGAAAUAUUAUAUUUUGGGGAAGCCGCCAAUCGUCAUCUCCGUUCCAAUUUUGCUGGACAAUCUGAGCUCUGAAGUUGUUCUUGCUCCGAGCCAGCCUCUGACGUUGCUGGUCUCUACUUCCGAGCACGGACAACUGCUUCAAUGUCCACCACGCCGUCUGCAAGAAAACAAGCGGCCGUCGGUCAAUCGGACGGCCGUGGAUCCGCCCCAAAGCCCCAGCGCAUCAGAAUCGGAAAAUCGAGUGACGAUGGCGAGAAGAAGAUUUUGAGCAGGAGACUCAAAGAUGUUGAACUUUGUGUCCCAAUUGUCUAUGGAACAGUCUCAUUUUGGCUGGGUAGAAAGGCCAGCGAAUCUCAGUCACAUAAGUGGACUGUCUAUGUUCGUGGGGCAACAAAUGAGGAUUUGGGUGUGGUGGUCAAGCAAGUUGCAUUUCAAUUGCAUUCCAGUUUCAAUAACCCAACAAGAGUGGUUGAAUCACCCCCAUUUGAGUUGUCAGAAUGUGGUUGGGGAGAAUUUGAAAUUGCCAUCACCCUUCAUUUCCACAGUGAUGUCUGUGAUAGGCAGUUGGAUUUGUAUCAUCAUUUGAAGUUGUAUUCAGAAGAUGAAUCUGGUCCCCAGUCAACAAAGAAACCUGUUGUUGUGGAAUCUUACAAUGAGAUUGUUUUCCCGGAUCCUUUGGAGAGUUUCUUUGCUCGUGUGCAGAACCAUCCAGCCAUUAUUGCCCCUCAACUGCCUGAUGGUCUUAACUUGCCAUCACCCGUACCAAUUGAAAAUGUGAAAGAAAAGAAGAGAGGUGAUACCAAAGAUCACCCAUUGAGUCAGUGGUUUUUGAAUUUUUCAGAGGCAGAUGAGUUAUUAAGACUUGCAACAGCUCGUCAGCAGGUGCAGGGUCAUAUUGGCAAGCUGAAACGACAAUUGAGUGUGAUGGAUGGGCCGCCUCCUUUAAAACCAGCCUCUGGUUAGUAGAGGCGCAAGAUCACGGUAGUUUUUUUUUUUUUUUUUCCUUUUUUGGUUUGUUUUUGGCUGUAAUUUCCUUGCUUUUUAGGGAUCUGGAAUAUGACUGGCACAUAUGAUAAAAUGUAAGUAUGUGGGUUAGCAAAAUUAUGGGGAAUUUUGUUAACUCCUUCAGUCUGUCCUUUGAUUUUGUCGAUCUUAUUUUAUCCCCGGGGAGUUGAAUAACGAGAGGGCUGUAUGCAACUACAAUGAAUGUUUAUUAACAUCUGCUUGACUAGAAGCAUAUAUAUGUGUUGUAUGUA